GUGUGUCUGUAUGUACCCCGUUGAUGUUGUGAUAAAAAUCAUGACAAUAGGGGUAAUAUACGUGGCAAGCACAACCACACACACUUACACACUCACCCACAUCCACAGGCGUUAACCGGAAAGUGACCAUGCAGCGGAAUUUCACCCCCUUCGCACAACGCGCGUUGGAAUGUCGCGUCCGUCGCUGCCACAUCGUCGAUACAUUUCGUCACAAUUCACAUACUCGCGACUUGAGCGCGCCGCCACAGUUGCAGUAAGCGCGCAGUUUCGCAGACGAGGCUAUCACAUACUCAACCAUUUUUGCGAGCGCCUCCCAGCGCAGCAGACACUUACAAACAUCCAACAAACUGCAAAGAAGACAACAGCGCCUCCUUACCUGUGCGCUUUGGCUAACAGUCUUGUUGGCUGGCUGAACGUCUAGUUGUGUCGUUGUGAGUCUCACAACACACACACACCACCACCGCCAGCACCAACACGCCAACAAACGGUACAUCAUAACUCACUGGCGCGCUGGCAGCGAACUCAGACACUCCUCAGGUAAUAAAAGUGCAAAGGCAGCCGGUUUUGCUGAGCGUGAGAAAAUAUUAUAAGUAAAGGAGCCGAGUCGUCGUUUGUUCGUGUGCAAGUCGUGCGUGCAGACGCUGCCUGGCUUUGGUGACUUCGUGCGCAUGUUCGUCAACGCCGCUGUGACGAUCCUCGUCUAUUGGCAGCGCCUUCGUAAGCACCGUUCUGCCAAACGUAAGGAUCGUUCUGAGUGUGCGCUAUCCUGAUGAACAGUAUCCUGCUGGAGUUGAACGCGCGUGGUCGUGUGUUGUGCGUGCUGCAAAAGAAUCGUUAAGCAUGCAAGCGUAUAUUUCGAACUAAAAGUUUUGUUUACGAAUUGCAGAAUUCGUUAAGUGUUGCGAAACCGAAAAAAACAUACCAAAAAAAUUAAUAAAAUGCUGAAGCACUACUGAACGAUUUAAGAAAAAUGUUUUCGGGAAAUUUUGUGCAAUAAAAAGCAAAAGAAAAAGCUCUGCGCUUAAGUCGCUUGUGUAGACCAAAGUUUUCUGUUAAGUGUUGUGUUUGAAGAUUUUAAUUUAACCAUUUUAAACUGCUGUGUGCGCAUGUGUCGCUGAUUAAAUAAAAUACCAAAAAUUUUUGUUGCUGUUAAAAGUGUUUUUCGUGUGCAAAGUCGUUAAAUAAGUGGAUAAACAAUAACUUGCAAUUAUUGGAGCUAGAAAAAUGGAUUACAAAAACGAUUAUCAUUCGGACGAUGACUUCGAUUGCUCUAACGGUUAUAGCGACAGUUAUAACAGUGCCAACGGCAGCGGACAGGGUCAAAUGUCCAAUCCGCAUGGACUAUCGAAAGCCGAGCUGAGAAAGACGAACAAGCCAAUUAUGGAGAAGCGACGGCGAGCGCGCAUAAAUCACUGCCUGAACGAGCUGAAAUCACUAAUUCUGGAAGCAAUGAAGAAAGACCCCGCCCGUCAUACCAAACUGGAGAAGGCCGACAUUCUGGAGAUGACGGUAAAGCACUUGCAAUCCGUUCAGCGACAACAGCUCAACAUGGCCAUUCAAACCGAUCCGACCGUGGUGCAUAAAUUCAAGACCGGCUUCAUAGAAUGCGCCGAGGAAGUCAAUCGUUACAUUAACCAACUAGACGGCGUUGAUGCUAUGGUUCGCCAGCGUCUCACCAAUCACCUCAACAGCUGCGCCAGUAACUUGGAGCAACUGGGCUCGAUGAGCAAUUUCAAUAAUGGCUAUCGCGGCCAACUAGGCAUAGGCAUGUCCGCCCCGAGCAGUCUGUUUGGUGCCGCUUUGGCCGCUAAUCCAUUAGCAAUGGCUGCUGCUGGCGCGCCUGCAGCGCUUUUUCCGCCAAUGCCCCAAGACUUAAACAACAACAAUAGCAACAAUGGCAGUUUCGGCAACAAUCUCACCGCAGCAGCAGCAUCGGCCAUGCCACCGGUGCAAAUGGGUGGCGUACAAUUGAUACCUUCGCGUUUGCCAUCCGGCGAAUUCGCACUCAUUAUGCCGACCACAGCGCAUGCGAAUAUUGUGAGUAACAACAACAAUGCCGCACCAUUUGUGAACUUUCCGCACGGCCGAAGUGCCGCUGCGGCAACAUCUCCAGCGUCGAGCGCAACAACAGGCGCUGCAGCACCCACAGCCAUGCCCACAACCGGCAUCCCCAUCAACGACUUUGCGGCGAAUUUCAAGCGUUUAAGCGCCUUCAGCAGACCGCCAGUUGCGCCAAUGCAACUGCAGGUGAACGCGGUCGCUCCAGUCAAUGGCGCUCAGCUGAAUAACAAUAUCGGCUUCUUGGCAGCCAGCGCACAGCAAACGCAGCAACAGCAACAACGUGCUGCAGCACCCGCACACCAACUGCACCAUCAAAGCUCCACAGCCACCAACAGCCCACCGCUCAGUCCCAUCUCAUCGGUGUCUAGCCAGGGCGAAGACUCACUGAUGCACACCAGCUCCGACUUCACUGGCUCGCGCCCAGCCACACCACCGCUCGACGUGACCGGCGACCACCAGCAGGAGCACAGCUUCUCCGGUGUUUUCUCCACACCAACCAGCGCCGAGUCAUCCCUGCUAACCAGCUCCGCUGCAUCACUUUCGUCAGCUGCCAGCAGCACGGCCAAAUUAUCACUGCAUUUGCAACAGCAACAGGUGUCCUCCACCAGCGGCAGCGCCGGCAACAGUUGCAACACUAGCACCAGCAGUCUCGGCCUCGGCGGCAACAACAACGAUUGCAGCGACAGUGGCGUCGAAUCGAACACCUCACUGAAACGCUCGCUAGACGACGAAGCGGACUCGAGCGAUGCGUGCGAGGCACCAGCCAGCAAGAAAAUUGCCUUGGACUUGCCGAAACACAAUGAGACGUCAACGGAGGCCACUUUGGUUAAACAAAAGCACAAAUUGCAGGAGCUGAAAGAGGACGGCGAUAAUAUGUGGCGACCGUGGUGAAGCGCUGAGCUGGUCGACUUUGUCUGGCGCAAAGUGCGAUUUAGAGACGGCAGCGCUGCGGUGCUGUUUGCUUCAAACGACGAAGCUGUCAACUAUGCGUGUUGUAUAGCUGAGCAACUCAACGGUUUAAUUUGAUGAAUUUGAUGAAGGAAUUUAUCGAGAUUUUUCAGUGCAACAACAACUAUUUUGUUUUCUGUUCACUCACUUGUCAAUGUUAAGUUUUAAGGUUUUUCUUUGCCUAUUUAAUUUUUGACGUUUGUUUUUCAAUGUUUUGUACAUGUAUUAGUGUUGAAAGUAAUUUUUGAAAUGGAACACCACAAACUCGCAUUUUAGUCUUUAAGCAGAAGCUUCUUAUGGUCAAUAGAAAGAGGCAGAUGUAAGCAUACGCCCAUGUACAUAUCUAUAUACCAAGGCUUACAUACGUCGUCACUUUAAGGUUAGCAUAUUUUGUUUUUAUGCUUCAUCUAAUUGUGAAGAGAUUAUUUAUGUUUUAAGUCUCGUCUAAGGUUGUUCAAUUUUGUCAUAUGUUUUUGUGUAUAUAUACAUAUAUAGAAAUUUAAUAGAUAUUUUCAACUUGAUGUUUUCAUUGACAUAGAGAGUAAUACCAAACAAGAAAAAUAUUUUAAGUUUAAUCAAUUUUAUUUUAGCUUGUUUUUUUUUUUUUUGUUCUGACGAUCAAUACAAGGCAGCCAAUUUCACAUUAUUGAAAGUUCUAACUAAAAUUAAUGUCAGCGCACUUUGGCUGCCGCGUGUUUAAGUCAUUUCUUUUGUUAAGCAUACUUUUAGGAUUUACACGUGAUCAUAUUUUAAGAAAAGCGCGUUUAUGAAGUUAUAAUCUUAUACCAUUAAUUAUUUGAGAAAUGAAUAUUCUUAUUAGAAGGCAUUAUAUUUUGAACUCCACAUAAGAGACAUGCAAAUAUUUUUUGUAAAUAAAUUUAAUACUUUUGCCAUGAAAAAUUGAGAGUAAAGUAGAGCAAUUAAUUCCUUAAUUUGUAUUCUAAGAAUGGAUGUGUAAACAAACCAAAAGUGGAAAUAAAUUUUCAAAAUAUUUAAAAAACAUUACUUUUUUAUUUAAGGAGAGAGAUGUGAUUAUAAUAUUUGGUAGUCGAAAAAGUCUUUUCGUAUUUUGUCAGUACAUGUCGUGGCAGUCGUAUACGAGUAUCUCCAGCGCUACCAAUCACAUUGUGUCAUACCAUAUAGUGUUGGAAAGUGAGAUUUUAAGCUUCAUUUAAAAAGUUACAGCUCUUCAAAAAUGAGUGAAAAUAAUGAAGAAAUUCGUUGUAUUUGACAUUUUUGUAUAAAAAAGGGAAGAAUGUCACGCAAGCCACCAAUGAAAUUUAUCAAGUUUACGGAGACGAUGCUGUAUCAAUUGGUGUCGCAGAACAACAGUUCGCUCGCUUCCGUUCUGAAAAGAUGCACCUCGCUCUUGUCAACCUAUCGUUGAAAAAGUCGAUAAAAUUAUGGAAAAGAUUGACCAGGACCGUCACAUAAGCAGCCAUUACAUCGCUGGGGAACUUAACAUUCAUCAUCAAACGGUUUGGAACCAUUUAAAAAAGGCUGGCUACAAAAAGAAGCUCGAUAUU
Bactrocera dorsalis (oriental fruit fly) is the source of this 4535-nucleotide messenger RNA. RefSeq names its product protein deadpan (gene dpn). The coding region runs from base 1225 to 2952 and encodes 575 amino acids. Gene Ontology annotation, biological process: anterior/posterior pattern specification; regulation of transcription by RNA polymerase II; regulation of neurogenesis. Gene Ontology annotation, molecular function: DNA-binding transcription factor activity, RNA polymerase II-specific; RNA polymerase II cis-regulatory region sequence-specific DNA binding; protein dimerization activity. The transcript has 3 exons. The record is from RefSeq and is a predicted model, not a curated record. Gene Ontology annotation, cellular component: nucleus. Lineage: Eukaryota; Metazoa; Arthropoda; Insecta; Diptera; Tephritidae.